This is a messenger RNA of Umbelopsis ramanniana AG, 1044 nucleotides long. RefSeq lists its product as uncharacterized. Gene Ontology annotation, molecular function: protein-folding chaperone binding. NCBI's taxonomy places the organism in Eukaryota, Fungi, Mucoromycota, Umbelopsidomycetes, Umbelopsidales, Umbelopsidaceae. The transcript is spliced from 3 exons. The record is from RefSeq and is a predicted model, not a curated record. Bases 493 to 975 code for a protein of 160 amino acids.
AUUCCAACAGUAAUCCAGCUGUCCCUUACCUUUCAAGCUGGAUUCACCAACUACGUUGACGGUUCUACGUAGAAAUGAAAACAUAAUGCACGAGCUGUAAGGAUCAAUUAGAGGAUUUUCUUGAGAUCGGCCUAAACCCACCAAAACUAUUGCAGUCACGGACUUUUUGCAAUUCCCUCAAGUUGUCCCCCCGACCCCAGGCCAGAGGCUCAAUCCGGUUUCCCAUUCGUCCUACCUCCCUUCAUCAAAAUUAUUGCCCAGCAAUUCGCCAUCAUAUACCUGCUCCUGUGGCGGGCAUUUCUGUCUACAUUCCUCUCCUUUCUUGGUUUCCGAAAGGUUACGAAACAUGAGCGGAAAUCCACUGUAUUGCUCAAGUGGAAUAACAGCUCCUACUUCAUUUCCUUUAAGGACUUCCCGAAAGGAUUAGAUCAAGCAACGCUUAGAGAUCUAAAGGAAAGGUGCAAGACUGCAACAGGAGUACCAGUAGCUACUAUGAAAUUGAAGGUAUCAGGAGCAAACAUGAAGGACGAAUCAGCGCAGCUUUCAAGCUAUGGCGUCCAUUAUAACUCUAUCGUUGAAUUAGAUGGACAUCUCCCGGGUAAGGAAGAUCUUCAAGAAGCAGCGUCUGGAAAUCCUGAAGAAGUCGGUCUCUGCUUACGUAUUGCUCAGACUGUUGAAAAACUCAAGGAAUCGGCUGUGCCCGUUAUUGAAAAAUACGACAAGGAGGUGGUAGAAUACAUAGCUGGAGGAAUAAUCGAUGAGACGAAAAGAAAGAAGUUACUCGACAUGUCGGCCUAUAUCAAUGAACAGCUCAUGCAGUCACUCUUCGCUUUAGAUGGCAUAACAUGCGAGAUCGAUUUUACAACCGCUAGGCAGAAGCGACGAGAAGGUGUACGUUAUGCUCAAGGAUUGCUAGAUAGAUUAGAUAAAAUCAAAAGCGAUUUGAGAGUGUUUAUAGAUUCGCAUAAGGCAUAGAUUUCAAUGUACACCUUUUUUGUAUCGUAAGCAGCACGGUCUUAUAAAAGCAUUAAUCCAUUAGAAUAA